ACCCGCUUGAGACAACACGUGACGAGUCAACAUGUAUUUUUUAUGUUGGAGGUUCGGUUACAGGAAGGGAGAGAACUGGUGGUCAGAGACAGCUGUGGAACAAGCGACCCAUAUGUUAAAUUUAAAUAUAACGGGAAACAAGUUUACAAGAGUCGAACUGUUUAUAAAAAUCUGAACCCUCGCUGGGAAGAUUCCUUCACAGUUGCCAUAGACGACAUUUCAAAACCUCUACAGAUGAAAGUUUUCGAUUAUGAUCGAGGUUUACAUGACGACCCCAUGGGUGGAGCGGAAAUUGAUUUAACAACUCUGGAAUUGAACAAAGCUAAAGAAGUAAAGUGUUUACUAUCAGAACAGCGUGGUAAAACAGAGUAUAUGGGAUAUUUGAUAUUAAACUGUAAAAUUGUGCCUAAAAGUCAAGAAGAAAAAGAUCAGUUUUUCCGUAAAAGUAUGAAGUCUUCAGAUUCUAGUAAGAAAUUAAAAUCACAGAUCUGGAGUAGUGUAGUCACGAUCGUACUGGUUAGUGGGAAAAAUCUCGUCCCCAUGGAUGAUAACGGAUACAGUGACCCCUACGUUAAAUUUCGACUUGGUAAUGAAAAAUAUAAAAGCAAGUUUAAAAGUAAAACAUUAAGUCCGAUGUGGAAAGAACAGUUUGAUCUACGAAUGUUUGACGACCAGACGAGUCAACUAGAAAUUACUGUCUAUGAUCACGAUGUCACUGGUAAAGAUGAUUUUAUGGGCAGAGCCAUGAUAGAUCUAGGGUCGUUAGAUCGUGAAAAAACUCACACCCUAGAAACACCGUUAGAAGAUGGGGCGGGGAUUAUUAAAUUAUUAUUAACGAUAUCAGGCACCUCUGGUAAUGAGACCAUCACUGAUCUGUCCAACUAUACUCCUAAUCCCAAAGAACGGGAAGAAUUAAUCAAACAUUAUGGUUUAAUGAAUUCUGUGAGUGAUAUGAAGGAUGUAGGCUGGUUACAAGUGAAGGUAUUUAAAGCUCAAGGUUUGAAGGCAGCUGAUUUUGGAGGUUUAAGUGAUCCGUUCUGUGUUUUAGAAGUAGUAAAUAGUCGAUUACAGACACAGACUGAAUAUAAAACAUUGAACCCGGACUGGAAUAAAGUCUUUACAUUCAAUAUUAAAGACAUCCAUUCAAUAUUAGAUAUAACUAUCUAUGAUGAAGAUCGAGAUAAAAAGGUGGAAUUCCUGGGUAAAAUCUCCAUUCCAUUACUAAAGAUUAAAGUAGGUGAAAGAAGAUGGUACACUUUAAAAGAUAAAAAAUUAAUUCAUCGUACAAAAGGUGCCAUUUUACUAGAGAUGGACUUUGUCUUUAAUCAUGUCAAGGCAGCUAUUAGAACUGUGAAUCCAAAGGAAGAGAAAUAUAUUCAAGUUGAUCAAAAGUUUAAAAUAUCGAUAUUGAAGCGAAAUAUAGAUCGAGUGAGUCAGAUAGCCCAGGGUAUGGUGGAAGGAGGUGUGUUUUUAAAUAGUUGCUUUGAAUGGGAGUCCAAACCUCGCAGUAUUAUUGCCUUUAUUGUAUUUUUAGUAGUAGUAUGGAUAUUUGAACCGUAUAUGAUACCAAUCUCUCUAUUAAUAGUCUUUCUUAAAAAUCUUAUCAUUGCUCAGAUACUUGGUGCUUUCAAAAAGGAACCAGUCGAAGAUGAUUAUGAUGAUGAGGAAGAUGAAGAUGAUGAUGAUGAUAAAGAUAAGGAAGAGAAGAAGAGUUUUAAAGAGAAGCUCCAGGCGAUACAAGAAGUUUGUCUUCAAGUACAGAACGGAAUGGAUAUGGUGGCUUCAAUGGGAGAACGUGUUAAAAACACGUUUAACUGGACAGUGCCGUGGUUGUCAGCGUUAGCUAGUAUAGCGUUAACACUAGGUGUUAUAGUGUUAUAUUAUAUUCCUAUUAGACUGCUCAUCAUGGCUUGGGGAAUCAACAAAUUCACGAAGAAAUUACGAAAACCUGAUGCCAUACCAAAUAAUGAAUUGUUAGAUUUCUUAUCUCGCGUGCCGUCUGAUAGUGAAUUAGUGAGUUCUUCAUUUAAUAUUUUUUGUUAUCAAAAUUAA
This is a messenger RNA of Lottia gigantea (owl limpet), 2052 nucleotides long. RefSeq lists its product as hypothetical. Gene Ontology annotation, molecular function: calcium ion binding. Gene Ontology annotation, cellular component: synaptic vesicle membrane. Lineage: Eukaryota; Metazoa; Mollusca; Gastropoda; Lottiidae. The record is from RefSeq and is a predicted model, not a curated record. The transcript has 16 exons. The annotation marks the transcript as partial. Gene Ontology annotation, biological process: regulation of neurotransmitter secretion.